Anisakis simplex (herring worm) is the source of this 852-nucleotide messenger RNA. NCBI's taxonomy places the organism in Eukaryota, Metazoa, Nematoda, Chromadorea, Rhabditida, Anisakidae. The record is from the annotation of a GenBank genome assembly.
UGCACUGUAGCUGUACUGAACUCAUUUGCAUUAAUCUUGUCAUGUUAUUUCAUCAACCUUGUACCGAAAAUUCCGCUCAACGGUGGUCAGCGAAUACCGUUUCAUUCGUUGAUUGGUGAGAUUCGUUUCGAGAAUGUCACAUUCGCAUAUCCGACUCGACCCGAGCAAAUGAUCUUGGAGGGCUUGCAUCUGACCGUCGAACCGGGCCAGGUGUUAGCAAUUUGUGGACCAAGUGGAGAAGGUAAAACAACAAUAACUUCAUUGCUGGAACGUUUUUAUGAGCCUUUGUUCGGUCGAAUCACAUUAGAUGGAAAAGACCUGAAAACGUUGGAUCCGAAUUGGCUUCGCGGUUCCGUGAUUGGCUUCAUUUCUCAAGAACCGAUUCUUUUCGCCACAACAAUUGAGGAGAACAUUCGAUAUGGGAAACCGGAUGCUACUGACCAAGAAGUUCGUGAAGCUGCUCACUUAGCAAAUGCCGACACAUUUGUGGAAGAGUUUCCGGAUGGCUAUGAAACUGUCGUUGGUGAACGAGGAGUGACGUUGAGCGGUGGUCAAAAACAACGAAUUGCUAUUGCAAGAGCACUGCUCAAGAAUCCACCCAUACUGGUUUUAGACGAGGCGACUAGUGCGCUCGAUGCAGAAUCUGAGCAUAUUGUUCACGAAGCGUUAGAGCGUGCGAUGCAAGGUCGGACUGUAAUCGUGAUCGCACAUCGACUGAGCACAAUUCAAAACGCCGAUCGUAUUGUUGUACUUAAGGGACAUAAAAUUGUUGAGCAAGGAACCCAUUCGCAAUUACUGAAAAGGAAAGGUGAAUAUUAUAAUUUGACAAAACUACAGAACCAACCGUUGUGA